This is a messenger RNA of Arabidopsis thaliana (thale cress), 1634 nucleotides long. RefSeq names its product casein kinase II beta chain 3 (gene CKB3). Gene Ontology annotation, molecular function: protein kinase regulator activity. The coding region runs from base 212 to 934 and encodes 240 amino acids. NCBI's taxonomy places the organism in Eukaryota, Viridiplantae, Streptophyta, Magnoliopsida, Brassicales, Brassicaceae. The record is from RefSeq and is marked reviewed. The transcript has 4 exons. Gene Ontology annotation, cellular component: protein kinase CK2 complex; cytosol; nucleus.
AGAGACCAUCUUUACAUCGCCUAUGUCCUGUCCUCCACUCUGUUACCAAAAUUAUAUAUAAUUUUUUUAAAAAAAUUAAAAUUAAAAAGAAGAAAACCCUAGAUUUCUCCGUCUCUCUAAUUUCCUUUCUCUCUCAAGCUUCUCAGAAAGUCUGACACUUUCGAGAAUCUAAUCUCCAAAUUUCUUGUCUUUUUGGAGAAGGAAUCGAAUUAUGUACAAGGAACGUAGUGGAGGAGGUGGUGGUGGGUCAUCGAGAUCAGAGAUCCUCGGUGGAGCUAUUGAUCGGAAACGAAUCAACGAUGCACUCAAUAAGAAACUAGAGAAAUCUUCAACUUCCACCACCACAUCUAGGGUUUUCUCUUCUAAAGACAAAGAUCCCUUUUCCUUCACAUCUACUAAAACUCAGCUUCCUGAUGUGGAAUCGGAAACUGAUAGUGAAGGGUCUGAUGUGAGUGGAUCGGAGGGUGAUGAUACGUCGUGGAUCUCUUGGUUUUGUAAUUUGAGAGGGAAUGAUUUCUUCUGUGAAGUCGAUGAAGAUUAUAUUCAAGAUGAUUUCAAUCUUUGUGGUUUAAGUGGUCAAGUCCCUUACUAUGAUUAUGCACUUGAUCUCAUUUUAGAUGUUGAUGCUUCCAACAGUGAGAUGUUUACUGAUGAACAGCAUGAAAUGGUGGAAUCAGCUGCUGAGAUGCUAUAUGGUCUUAUUCAUGUUCGUUACAUUUUGACUACUAAAGGAAUGGCUGCAAUGACUGAGAAGUACAAGAACUGUGAUUUCGGGAGAUGCCCGAGAGUUUUCUGUUGCGGUCAGUCUUGUCUUCCAGUUGGACAAUCCGAUAUCCCGAGAUCGAGUACUGUGAAGAUAUACUGCCCUAAAUGCGAGGAUAUAUCUUACCCGCGAUCUAAAUUCCAAGGCAGUAUCCUUUUUCUCUGUUCAUAAUCCAUAAUUUUGGCUUUGCCAUUUCAAUAUUUCAGUGAAAGCUUAGGUCUGAUUUUGCUUCAGUUGAGACACUCUGAUCUUGAGUGUCAUUGUAUCUUAGCGUUUUCCUUAAAUGACUUGUGCAGAUAUUGAUGGAGCGUACUUUGGAACCACAUUCCCUCACUUGUUCUUGAUGACUUACGGGAACUUAAAGCCGCAGAAGCCUACUCAAAGCUAUGUCCCAAAAAUCUUUGGCUUCAAGGUACACAAACCAUGAUACUAGUGCUCUGCAUUCUCAAUGGUGAUACAUUUAGUGGCUCUGUAAUUGCAUCCGGAUGAGCAACUGAAACGAUAGCUGCGGUGACUGGAGCAUACAUCAACCAUUGGGUUAGAGGAUGAGAGCUGAAGUUGAAAGAUGGAAUCUUGAAAGAAUCUCAUGAAGUUCCAAGAAAACUUAGAAGUGCAACAGCCUGGCUCAUUGGGGGAAAAGAACGACACACUUGGGUCUUGUUGUUGUCUCCGAAAAGAUUUUCCCCAGUUAGUUGGAUUUUGUUUUGAACUGUUGGAUUAUUAUUCGUUUUUCUAAUUUCAUGUAAAACUCAUAAAUUUCAACUGAAGUAUAACUUAGAUCAAUCAAUUUCAUCAAAGAUCAUAAUGAGACAUGUAUGGCCAUUAAAAUACACUCAAGGGACCAAUAUCUUAGGAUGAUUACGACACAAAA